Molecule: messenger RNA, 1254 nt
Organism: Ectocarpus siliculosus
Lineage: Eukaryota; Phaeophyceae; Ectocarpales; Ectocarpaceae
Source: the annotation of a GenBank genome assembly
AUGGCGGAGGACAGCGGCAGUGACGGCGUCGUGAACAUGUCGAGCUUCGAUGCGCAAAGCGCCCCCCCAUCAGGCCCCGGUGCCGGGGUGAUCGACUUGCAGUUCCAGAACCUCAAGACUGGAGGCUUCAAGGUCUUCCUGCUGUUCUUCUUGCUUGGUCAAGGACGGGCGAAGGACAACGACACCCCCUUCAGCGUCAGGGACACCGAGGAGGGUAUCCGAGUGCUCAUCGGAGACGAGACAAAGAACGACUCUCAGUGGGAAGGGGUGCUGGACCUAUCUUGGGGAGUGGAGCCUCGACCGUUCUUCCGGGUGGACAGAAUCGACGUCAACGAAGUCAUUCCGUACCCCGGAGAGCUUUACAUCCUCAACAAGCUCCUCGACGCCAUCAUCGACGUGAACGGGGAGCAGUCAGUGGAGGACCACCAAAAGCUCUUCAUGUUCCGCGAAGGGGAGCAGAACCAGCUGGCGGAGACGAAAGCGAUGCUCGCGGGCAUGGCGUCUCUGUGAUGACCCCUCGAGACACCGCCCUCAUGUAGCCACAAUGACCUAGGAGAGAGGAGACAGGUGUUAGCUUUCACGCCUACGUACCAGGCGUUUUGCGUGUGUGUCUUCUUGCGUUCUUCUGCUGAUGUUCUCUCCUGGCCUCUCGCGUAAUCAGCGGGGAUGGCAAGACCGGGCGUUACUUAGUUGUGCCUGGGAGGGGCAUCCUGGUGAGGACAUGACGGCAAUGCUGCACAAUACCUUCGAUCGUGAUGGGGUAGUCAUACAAAGGCAGGUCGUUAGUCAGUGUGGCUGCUGUGAUUCCGCGUCAGGAUACACUCGGGAGUUAACCCCACUCUUGGAGUAGUCUUUGAAACCGUACUGGUCCCAUCUGGUAGGCACGUCAUGGUGUCUCGAGUGUUGAUGGUAUUGGCGUAAUACCGGGGAUGUCCUAGGUAGCAUGGGCGACGGCUGCACCGGCUAGUUUCAGUGCCCGCACACACUGCUGUGUCAACGGUGCGGUUUGAGCACAGCAGCAGCUCUCGCGUUGAACUUGGGAUUUUUUGUUUGCAGCAUACGAGUCUAGUGUACAGCAGUAGGUUGGAAUGUCGUUGUUGCGGGCGUGGGGCCUCCGUUUUCCUUUAGAUGGACGACAACGACCGUCACGAUAACGAAUCCAUAAACCAGUUGUAGUGUUGUACUUGUAGUUCAGCGUCGACACGAAUUUUGGUUCCCGUCCGUAACGAUUGACGUUGUCAUCCUCCCGUCGGG